Molecule: messenger RNA, 804 nt
Organism: Entamoeba dispar SAW760
Lineage: Eukaryota; Evosea; Mastigamoebida; Endamoebidae
Exons: 3
Coding region: 1-804 (267 amino acids)
Source: RefSeq, a predicted model, not a curated record
AUGGAGCCUUCUCUCUCAACACUUCCUCUUUUUGAUGCUGAAGAACUAACGUGGUAUGUCAAAUAUUUUCAGAGUGAUAUUAAGAAAUCUCUCUGUUUAUGUAAUGAGAUUACAAAAAUUAUUAAUCCAGAAAAAGAGUCAAGUCAUCAGGAGUAUAUGACAUUUAUUUUUCCAGAAGGUUUUCAAGGGAGUAUUGUUUUAAAUGGGACUGAAUGUGCAGGAUCAAGAAUAACAGUUGAUUGUAAAGAAUGGACUUCUAAACAAGAAAGUUUCGAUGUUGUAGAUUGUCCUCUUCGACAGUUAUAUAAAAUUCUUCAAUACCUUGGGACUAUUGAGUCUAAUUUAAAAGGACUUGAAACUAUGAAUUUUGACAUAAUAAAAAACAGUUGUGAUAAUAUCUGCACAGCAAUUGAAUUGGCUAUCCAAUCACUCCUUCAUCCUCCUUCAUUACUCUUUCCUGAUACCCCAACUCAUACUUUUUUUCAAUUCCCUCAUCCUCAUAUGACAGCAGAAAUAUAUGUACAACAAGCAGAAAUUAUCCUCCAUCUUUUUCUCCUUGAUUCAGUAGAUUCUGACCAUCCAUCAGAAGCAUUGGCAGAUGGUAUAGUAUUAGAAAAUACAAAAAUUACUCAAAGAAACAAAGUAUUGAAAGCUUAUUUACUUGAAUCAAAAUAUUAUUGGAUAAAAAAUGAAAUGGAAAUUCAUUUAGAAAGUGAACAUUUAAAACAUUUACUUUCAAUACUCACUUCUUUACAACAAAUAUGGAAUGUUCAUAGUCAUAAUAUUAAUCAGUUCAUAAAUUAA